Molecule: messenger RNA, 2916 nt
Organism: Neurospora tetraspora
Lineage: Eukaryota; Fungi; Ascomycota; Sordariomycetes; Sordariales; Sordariaceae
Exons: 3
Coding region: 1-2916 (971 amino acids)
Source: RefSeq, a predicted model, not a curated record
AUGGUUGGGAUGGACGCAAUUAGCUCGCUCCUCCAGACGGGAUCGUGGAGGACCUCGCGCUCAAAGAGUCAGAACCCCUACUCUCGAACUCCCCGUCGCACUGAUCCGCUCUCUGAGUUGGAUAUUCAUGUUGACAAACCCUCGGAAACACGACGGCGCAUACCGCGAUUGCCUCCGCCUAUUGUUGAAGAUGAGGCGGAGUCUCUAGCCAAGGAACAUGGAAGUCCGUCGGUCAUUAGUUCUUAUGAGGAUGAACCUCCCAAUCGCGGGGAAAUUGACCAGUUUCCACUUCUGGAGCCGGUUUUGGAAAAUAAUCCAGAGCGCCGCUUCGUAGUUGUCACGGGCCCAGGGGCUGGAAAAGAGAGCGAGCCAGCACCUAGCAUUGUUGAGACAACACCACCCAUUACCUCUACUGACACAGCCCAGAAAGGGGAGACCAAUGACUGCAACAAGUUCGUUCUUGUUCCUUCAGAUGAGACCAAAGAUGGAGACAAGCAAGAGGAAAAGAAGGUACCGGAACUCGCAAAGCGAAAGAGCCACCAGGAUCUGCCACGGUUGGAUACCCACGUUCAAGAACCAGACACCAAGGACGCUUCCAUUGAACCACCGAGUGACCGACAGAGCCCAGAGAAGACUCCUGUCCAUCAGGAUGAUGGCAAAGCGGCUCGAAUCAAACGAUCAAGCAGCCGCAGGCGCCCAGAAGCACAUAUUGACGAAGAGGACACCAAGAAAGCAUCCUUGAAGCGAGCAAGCAGCCGUCGGCGCCCAGAGAUUCCUCCUGACGACCAAGACUCUGCGGAUACUUCUAUCAAGCGAUCAAGUAGCCGGAGGUACAGAGAGCGGCCUGCCGACCAGGAUGCUAAGGAGUCCCCUAUCAAGCGAUCAAACAGUCGGAAACCCCGAAAUCGACCACUUCACGAUCAGGACUCUGAAAUCACCGCGGAUUCUCCUGACAAUGUUAACCCGGGAGCAAGCGACUUUUCUGCUAGCGUUGUCACUGAAACGGCGGGUGGUAGGGAGCGCCGACCGCGUCAUGAGCGCAUGGCCUCAACACCUGACGUGCCCCGAAUCGACUCCAGAUCCCUUGAGCUGGAAGGACCUGGAAUAGCUCCGCUAUCGAUGUACCGAUAUAAUGACGCGGGUGACGCCAUGUCAUUCAUGGUACAAGAAGACGCCAUCCCCGAUCACGAUCUAACUAGGAAGUCUCCACCGCCGAGGACAAGCCGCAAAGAGAGCCCACCACCGUAUCCUUCAGCUGCGGAAAGGAAGAGGAUGCCAAGUCAGUCUGCUACUAACAGGAGGCGUCGCAACUCCAUGGCUGCCCCUCGUGACCGCAGAGAAUAUCCAAUCGAUGACGAUCCUCGUCACCAACAGUUAGACCACCAGGAACAGCCCCAGCCGCUUCGCCCUGCCGUCGAAGAAGACGCCUCACUGAUGGCCCUUAGACAUCGUUUGGGUGCAGUGGAUAUUGGUUUAGAGUCCCAGGAUGUGGUACCUCAUCCUUCCGCCCUUGCACUAAGGCAGCAGGACCAGUUCUCGGAUGCGAGUGAUCCAGGAAGCUCGAGAAGCGCUACAUUCUUGGCCGAGGGAGAUUACAGGAGGGGAAGGGCCGGUACCUACUCUUUGACGUCUUCCCCUCCUAACGGUAGAUUGGUACCCCGGAGAGAAGAUGAGAGCAGUCCGAGGACCAGGCGGCGGGCUCGUUCGCGGACGAUGGGUACAAACCUCUAUUCCAACAGCUCACCAAUUUUGCCUGUAUCGGGUCAUCAUUCAAAUGGGAGCAUGGCGCUUGCGAAAGUCUCUUCACCGUUGGCAUCCCCAUCUCUUACACGACAAGAGCUUGUCAGCACCAGACCAUCAGCAUCUUUCUGGGAUCCGAAUCCAUUCGAGCCAGCGAGCCGUAGAGCUCCAGGCGCCAGACCGAUUCUCUCCUUCCAAAGUUAUUCAGAGGAGGUAGAACAAGGACUAACAGCUCCACUGCCUGACUGUCCUUGGAUGGUUCCUGGGUUACCUUACAGUAGAAACCCAGGCGACCGCUUCUGGACUCUCCGCGGGGCCGAGAACUUCUUGAUAUGCCCUCAUUGCCAUUCGGAGCUCUUCGCCAACAGCCAAUUCAGGCACGAAUUCGUUGCUACUUCCCUACGACCCGAUCAGCCUGUCUUGUGCGACUUUGCCUCCUCCUUCUGGCAUCGCAUGGCAUACCUGAUGACACUCAAGCAACGUUUGCCAGACCUGCAACUCAUGCGAAACGUAGCUGCGGUUUUAAGGCGCUAUCCGCCCUGCACUGGACCCUAUGAGACAGUUAGUAUUUGGCAUGGGAUGUGGGAUCCGUACAGAAGAGAGUUUGUGCCCAACUUCGAUGUAUGCGUGGGGUGCGCGAAGAUGUUGGAGGCAGUGUUGCCGAGCCUGGCCAAUACGCUACAUCCAUCAACCCGAGAGCCAUUCACAGCCUAUUGCCAACUCCAUUUCAGACCUGGAAGAAAACGAUUCAUGGACUACUGGGACCUUCUGGAGACGACCUCGGAUUACGCACUCAGCCGCCAAACCGCGCCCGAUACUAUCCCCGACCUCGCAAGCAGACUUCGCCGAAUCGCACGAAUAAGAGAGUGUCCAAAAGAGCAGCCUCUUACCGAAGAGUAUUGGUAUAUCAUGCGUUUUCUUCCCAAAUUCACGGUUUGCGAAGAAUGUUUCAGGGAAGUGGUCAAGCCUAUACGUGAUGCCAGAGAUCAUAGGAGCGAUAUCCCUUGGAACUUUGAUCCGGAACCUCAGCUCGUACCAAUAGGUUCCUGUCAACUCUACAGCGAACGCAUGCGGGAGGAGUUCCAUGAAGCCUGCCGGCUCAAUGACAUCGGCUACCUUGACGCCAAAUACACCGAAAGAAUGGGAAGUCUAUUGACGCCUGUGAUCAGGUGGUAA